Molecule: messenger RNA, 414 nt
Organism: Anthostomella pinea
Lineage: Eukaryota; Fungi; Ascomycota; Sordariomycetes; Xylariales; Xylariaceae
Source: the annotation of a GenBank genome assembly
AUGACCGGAUUACACCUGGCAGCUUAUUUCGGUUUGAAAGGAGUUGUUGCGACACUAGCUGGGGAUUUCCUCGCAAAUGUUGAAGAUAGCGACGGGCGGACGCCGCUGGUGUUGGCGGCGCGGAACAGGCACGAGGCCGUGGUCCAGCUGCUGCUCGACACGGGGAACGUCGAUCCCGACUCAAAAUAUAGCUACGGCCAGACGCCGCUGUCGUGGGCGGCAGAGAAAGGGCACGAUGCCGUGGUCCGGCUGCUGCUCGACACGGGGAACGUCGAUCCCGACUCGAAAGAUAGCGGCGGCCAGACGCCGCUGUCGUGGGCGGCACGGAACAGGCACGAGGCCGUGGUCAGGCUGUUCGCAAAGAAAACCAAUUCUGAUUCUACUGAAACUACUGGACCGGCUGCACUCCAAUAA